UAAAAACUGAGACAAUCAGAUUCGGAAGACCUCUUAUGCUCAGCACCAAUAGGUCCACCAAAUUCUGAAAAAGAUGAUGGAGAUCAUGACCCGAGAGGUGCAGACAAAUGACUUGAAAGAAAUGGCCAAUAAAUUGAUUGCAGAUAGCAUCAGAAAAGACAUAGCAUCAGAAAAGCCUUACCAGUCUAUUUAUCCACUCCAUGAUAUCUUUGUCAGAAAAGUCAAAGUGCUGAAGAAGCUCAAGUUUGAAUUGGGAGAGCUCAUGGAGCUUCAUGGGGAAGGUAGUAGUUCUGGCAAAGCUACUGAGGACGAGACCAGUGCCAUAUUGAACGAGCUGAUGGAUAUGAGUCUUAAACAGUCCAAGAAUCUGUUCAAAAUUCAGACAUUUAAUGGUGACAAAAAGUCUUAUGUGUGAUGUUUAAUUAUCGAUCACUCUUUUUAAAUAAUCUAAGCUUGGUGAAUUCGA
Leopardus geoffroyi (Geoffroy's cat) is the source of this 466-nucleotide messenger RNA. RefSeq names its product 40S ribosomal protein S3a-like. Gene Ontology annotation, molecular function: structural constituent of ribosome. Gene Ontology annotation, biological process: translation. Gene Ontology annotation, cellular component: ribosome; cytosol. NCBI's taxonomy places the organism in Eukaryota, Metazoa, Chordata, Mammalia, Carnivora, Felidae. Bases 74 to 415 code for a protein of 113 amino acids. The transcript has a single exon. The record is from RefSeq and is a predicted model, not a curated record.